AUGCCAAAGCUACCGGCAGAGAUUGUGCCGCUGGUUCUGGAGUGCCUGCGAUGGCGCGUACAUGAUCUGGCCCUUUGUUGCUUAGUAUGCAAAUUGUGGCAUACGUUUGCUACGCCAUGGCUGUAUGAGCGAAUCUGGCUACGUGAUCAAACGCGGCUCCUUCGUGUGUUUGAGACGCUGGCCGCGCACCCUGCUCUGGCGCAGCAUGUGCGGAUUCUCGAACUUCGUGUAUUUCCUUUUGGCUUACGAGCUGAACGUCUGGAGCUGCUGGAGUCCCAAAUUGUGCAAAGCAUACGAGCUGCCGAGAACUUGGAAGUAUUGUGCUGGACACGCACUGGCAGCCUCAGUGAUCGUGUAAUUCUAUCGAUGUUCGAGCACAUGCACCAACUACGUCGUCUGGAGCUGACCGGCAACAGCCGUACCUGGUCGCCUGCUCUACUAGCCACGCGCCUUCCACCGAGUGUGCGUGACUUGUCCUUCAUUCUCCCUGAUCGUGCCGUAUUGGAGCAUAUCCCGCUGAUGCUUCAGCACCUCGAUGCGCCCUUACAAGGCAUCAAUUUGCUGUGUAUGGACUCGUCCUUGGUGACAGAUGCAUGGCUAUCGACAUUGGCAACUCUUGCACCGAGUUUGCAACGUUUAUCAUUGGUAGGCUGCAAGCAAGUGCAUGGCGAGGGUCUUCGUGCGCUUGUGACGCCCCACUUACGCGAAGUAGCGCUCGAAUCGCUGGCGCUAGAGGCUGGCGUGCUAUCCUCGUUAGCGCUGAGGAUGCCACACCUUACGUCGCUCACCGUCACGUACCCCAAGAAAGUGGCUGAUGCGCCUGCCUUUUUCCAGGAGGUCUCGCACAUAUGGGCCAUGUGUCAUCGCCUUCAUACCAUGGUCCUUUAUGCGCGUGGGGGAAGUGCGCCUGUGGUCGAUGGCAAUUCGUACGUCGGCGACGAUAGUGACGAUGCUGAGGAAGGGACGUUGCGCGAUACAGCGCCGCGUAUGAGCACAGCAUGUCUGCACCAAUGGGCGGCGAGUCCAGCAGCAGCAACGUUGCGAGUCCUUCGCAUGCCUGGGGUAGGUGUGUCUCUAGGGCAGCUAAGUGUCAUGACCUCGUCGCCUAUCGCGCAGGGCCUGCGUGAGUUGGUCGUCCAGCUGUACGAAUACGAUAUGGACACCUUAGGCACAUGCCUCGCGGCAUGCACACAACUACGUACGUUCCACAUGUUUUCGCACCUCCGCAGCGAUGCACAGUACACGGAAGCGGAUAUGCUGCGCUUGGCGCAGGCUGGUGGGCCGAAUCUUACACAUAUUGGGUUCCGGAAUCGCGUAUGGCUUGUCGAGGUCGCGGCGACGGGCGAGCGUGUGCUGCGUCCCUGGGACAAGAGCGCCGGUCUUUUCCCCUCCAGCAUGCUUGUGGUUCGGAGUUAA
Malassezia pachydermatis is the source of this 1416-nucleotide messenger RNA. RefSeq names its product f-box cyclin-like domain containing protein. Gene Ontology annotation, molecular function: protein binding. The record is from RefSeq and is a predicted model, not a curated record. The transcript is spliced from 2 exons. NCBI's taxonomy places the organism in Eukaryota, Fungi, Basidiomycota, Malasseziomycetes, Malasseziales, Malasseziaceae. Bases 1 to 1416 code for a protein of 471 amino acids.